Messenger RNA from Penaeus indicus, 2280 nucleotides. RefSeq lists its product as uncharacterized. Gene Ontology annotation, biological process: protein dephosphorylation; negative regulation of MAPK cascade. Gene Ontology annotation, cellular component: cytosol; cytoplasm. Gene Ontology annotation, molecular function: MAP kinase tyrosine/serine/threonine phosphatase activity; MAP kinase tyrosine phosphatase activity; protein tyrosine/threonine phosphatase activity. Bases 1 to 2271 code for a protein of 756 amino acids. The transcript is spliced from 9 exons. The record is from RefSeq and is a predicted model, not a curated record. Lineage: Eukaryota; Metazoa; Arthropoda; Malacostraca; Decapoda; Penaeidae.
AUGCAUGGUAUGAGGCAUCCGACACCUCACGACAACGAGGUCCAAACCAUGGCUGGUCAGAGGCUCAAAGUGUAUGUACGAGUAGUAUGGGGCACCCACUGGCCCUGUAUCUGCAGCAGCGCCUCGAUAUCUGGUGCCACUGGGUCUAGCGCAGCCCCUGCCUUCAGCACAGCCCCUGCCUUCAGCGCAGCCCCUGCCUUCAGCGCAGCCCCUGCCUUCAGCGCAGCCCCUGCCUUCAGCGCAGCCCCUGCCUUCAGCGCAGCCCCUGCCUUCAGCGCAGCCCCUACCUUCAGCGCAGCCCCUACCUUCAGCGCAGCCCCUGCCUUCAGCGCAGCCCCUGCCUUCAGCACAGCCCCUGCCUUCAUUGCAGCCCCUACCUUCAGCGCAGCCCCUGCCUUCAGCGCAGCCCCUACCUUCAGCGCAGCCCCUGCCUUCAGCGUAGCCCCUACCUUCAGCGCAGCCCCUGCCUUCAGCGCAGCCCUUGGAAACCGAGCAUCGGACGAGCGCGCCGAAGGAUCGCCGUCCCCGCCCCCCUUCUCACCCUCUUCCCCCCCGCGGUCUCAAGGAGGGCCCGCUGCUCCCGCCGACGCCUCCCCCCACCUCCUGAUGUCGAGGAGGGACUCGAGGAAGAUGCAGGACCUGGAGGCGGCCGCUAAGGCACACUUCUUCCUUAAGGUUCCCAGUCCCGUAGCGUGCAACACCACACCAGCUUUUCCUGCAAACCUCGCGCCGCACACGGCCCUGCACCACUCCAAGUCCGACUCGGAGGUUGUGAGUCAUCAACGAAGCUUCCAGGACGGAGAUUUGCUCUCAGUCGACAGCGGGAGACCUUCCCAGAGUCAGAAUCCACGAGGAGACCCCGUAAGCAACACCAGAAGAAGUUCCUUCGGCGGCGGCGGGAGAGAUUUCCUCGCGGACGACCCCAGAAGGGACUCGAGGACCCUACACGACUUUGCGGCCGAGUUUAGGGUCGGUUCUGGGGGCAGAAACGGCCAGCGGCAGGGAUGCGCUAGCGACAACAGACGGAGUUCUGGGGGCAGUUAUGGCAGAUUUGAGUUUGUUGCAGACACUAGGAGAGGCUCUGGCGAGGGCAGCAGCAGAACUGAGUAUGACAACAGAAGGGGAUCCAGAGGCAGCGCGGUUAGACCCGAGUUCAUUGUCAACAACAGAAAGAGUUCUGGAGGCAGCAUCGGCCGACAAGAAUUCUCGAUCGACAACAGAAGGGGUUCUGGAGGGAGCAGCGGCAACAGAAGUAGAUCACGCUGUAGCGAAGGAGAGGUAGAUUUCACAGCAUACAACAGGAGCAGUGCCGACAGCGAGAAAGGAAGCGCGUCCCUGAGCAGCAAAAGGGGGUCUCAGGUCGGCGUCGGUCGGGAAGCCGCCUCCGUCGACAAGAGAAGGGAUUCCCAGGGGCUCAGCAGGAAGGAAGGCGUGGCGGCAGGCAGUAUACGAGGCUCCCAGGGGUUCAGGUCCAAGGAGACGAUGGAGAGCCGCAGGAUUUCGCAAGAGGAGAAGGCGAAAGCGCAGCCCGAGUGGAAGGGCAGCGGCGGCGCGGCGCAAAACCAUAAGUACGAUGGCAACGCGGUGAGAGAAGGGGCAGGGGAGCAGGGGGCGCCUCCGCCUGUGUCCAGACAUCUGAGCGACUCUUCCAUAGAUCUCACUCAGCGAAAUUAUCGAUAUUCGGACGAGAAUAUCACAAGGGUUCUGGACAUGCUUUAUCUGGGGAACAUCAAGGCCGCGUACUGCGAGCCGAUUCUGUGCCGCCUCAGCAUCGAGGGCAUCGUUGACCUCUCCAGCUUGCGCCCCUUCGAAGUCCCGGCGGAAAAGAAGUCCAUCUGCCCGUGCACGUGCCCUCUGCAGAUCGCGCACCACAGGUCCAGGUUAUGCAUCAAUAUCGGCGUCACAGAAGGGCUGGACAUCACGCCCUACAUGUCGGAGGUGAACCGGUUCAUCGAGACGCUCAGGAGGAGGAAGAGGAACGUGCUGGUUCACUGCUACCAUGGAAGCAACCGCGGACCGGCCUUCGUCAUACAGUACCUGAUGUGUGUCCACCACCUGCCCCUCGCCACCUCGUACGCCCUGGUCAAGGCGGCGUCGAAGACCAAGGUGGCGCUACACAGGACCUUCCGAGUGGCGCUGCAGAACCUGGAGAAGGAGCUGUGGCCGUGCCGCCCACCCUCGAUGCUGUUCGAGAAGAGCGACGUGGUCACGCCCCCGGUCGCCGCGGCGCCCAAGCCGGCCAUGCCCCCCACGCGGAGCGCCUGGCAGUGAGCGGAGACA